AUGCGGUCUCUCUCCUUUCUAGUCCUAGCCUUGUUGUAUCACCUGCCUUUGGUAGUAGCUGAUAGGACCAGCAACGCUCACAACACUCCUACGGUGUGCAACACCGAACCUAUCGCUACUGGCACCGCCGUAGCCCAAAAAAGAGUACGCAGAGAGCGCGAUGGACGUGCACACGCGGAAGCUCUACGCAACGCUUUGUCGGGAAGAGAUUUGUCUAAGAGAUCGGGUAUGGUUACAUACGAUGCCAACUGCGACAAUGCUCCUCCAACCAGCAGUGGUUAUAAGCCGAGCAAUGGAUUCGCUACCAUGAAGAGCGUUCUUCAACAAGCAUACACAGAUGCAGUAGCGCUCGCUGAUGCCGCUGCCAGCAUUGGAGAAAACAAUCUAGCAUUCACUCACUACUUUGGUGGCGAUCAGACUGAUGAUCAAUACACUCACUUCAAGAAUAUGAUGUCAGCUGUCAAAGGCGAUACUCCCCAAUACUUCAGCAUUCAAUUCGAAUGCUCUGGAAGUGUAUCAGUCUGUACUGGAAGCAACUCUGUCGCUGUCACGGAUGCCAGCGUUGGUGCUCCAAACGAUGAAAAGAUCAUCAACAUCUGCACGCCUUUCUGGACAGCAGCUUCAACAAGAUUCUUGCUAUAUGACUCAAGCAAGGAAGGCGGUGUGCCAUAUCGAGAUAAUUCUGCCUCUGGCUGGUGCAACAAAGAUAAUCAAGGCAACAGCAGGCGGAAUUGUCAAUUUUAUGCUACCGCCGGCGAAACUAUCCUGCAUGAGCUCACCCACCUUGAUUCUCUUAGCACCCAGGCCGGCCUACUAGCACCUACUGAAGGCAAUGAUAUAGGGCGACACGGCACUGAUGACGCCCAAACUGGAUGUGAACUACUCGGUGCAAGAGACUUAUUACGAAAUUACCAAGCCGAUAACAACCUCACACGCCCGGACUAUAAUGCUGAGAGCUACGCAGCCGCCGCCACCGAACUUUACUUUAUGAAUCUUUGCAGUAUCAGUGAGAUCCGUCCAUUGGUGGUUGCCCAAGCUGCCUCAGCUGUGCCCACACCUGCCUCGUCCACGCCGACGCCUACAUCAGUAGCUCCGCCUCCAGCUUACGCCACCGGAACCUGUUCCUUCCAUCUCCGAGAAUGGCAAGACUGCGCGGACGACAGCCAGAACUUGUUCGCCAUUGUCAACAUGGUGGACAACGACAAGAACGACAUCGGAGACACGGAGACCGAUCCUCCUAACAAUACAUUAGGCGAUCCAAUCAAUACAUCCGAUCCGUACUCUUUCACAAGCAAGCUCCCCCUUCCUCUAGUCAUUGUGGGAGAACAUGAGAACGAUUACGUGCAAUUUACCUAUGGAUCUCUGUCGUGGACGAGCAGGACCACGAGUGGCCCGGCUACUUGCAGUAUUGGCGGUUGGAAUCCCAGAGACGGCCCUAACCGGAAACACUAA
This is a messenger RNA of Letharia lupina, 1452 nucleotides long. RefSeq lists its product as uncharacterized. The record is from RefSeq and is a predicted model, not a curated record. NCBI's taxonomy places the organism in Eukaryota, Fungi, Ascomycota, Lecanoromycetes, Lecanorales, Parmeliaceae. The transcript is spliced from 6 exons. Gene Ontology annotation, molecular function: metallopeptidase activity. Bases 1 to 1452 code for a protein of 483 amino acids.